UCAUUAUGUGUCGAAACCCUGUCUGUAAAAACUAGGACUGCAGGUCUCGCAAAGGACGACUUCCAGGCCAGUGUGUGUGUGUGUGUUUGUGUGUGUGUGUGUUAUUCUAAAUGUUAAAUUAUCCACCAGCAUAAGCUUUAGUAAUCUGAUUGGAAACAAUUAAGGCGUUUGCUGGGGCUGUGUGUAUGUGUGUUCUUGGAGGAUGAGCGUGUACCUGCUGGUCCUGUGUCUGGCUUUGCUGCAGCAGGAGGGGGGAGCCAGGCCAGAUCCACCAGGCUGCAGCGGCCCUGAUGCGGUGAGAGUGGCAGAAGAGGCCCUGGAGCAGAUCAACCAGGACAGGACAAACGGAUACAUCUUGAGCCUCAACAGACUCUAUGAUCUCUCUCACACUCCAGACCAGGAGAAAGGUGGGUCACUCUACAAACUGACCAUUGAUGUCAUGGAGACCAAAUGUCACAUCACCAGCGGGAAACCGUGGAAGCAAUGCACAGUUAGAGGAAUUGGUGAGGUUCCUGUGUAUGGAGAGUGUGAGGUCUCUGCCUCCGUUGACACUCAGGUCAAACUCCAGAAGUAUUCCUGUGCUCUUCGUGAAGUUCCUGCUACCGCGGUGGUGGACGUGUGCCCAGACUGCCCCACCGCCGACAACCUGAACGAGCCCGUCGUCAAGGAGACAGCCAACCUGUCCCUGCAGAGGUUUAACGAAGAGAGCGGCCUGGCCAACUACUUCACCCUGGAGAACAUCACAAAGGCCAGCUCACAGUGGGUUGUCGGUCCGUCCUACUUUGUGGAGUUCACCAUUGUGGAGACGGUGUGUUCAAGGGAAACGGACGCCAGUGAGCUGAGCAGCUGUCCACCCAUGGACUGUCAGUUUGCUCACAGAGGCUUCUGUCUGGGCUCCCACAUGGCCAACGACGACAUCUUUGAAAUCGGGAACCCUGUCGGGAAAAGGGGCAGUUUGCUUCAGACUCAGAAACCCGUGGAGGUGAAGUGUGAGAUCUAUGAGCCUCAGGCCGCCACUGCGGAGAAACAGGCCCACGCCACGGCCGACAGCGGGCAUCAUCACCACCAGCACCACAACCACACCCACCUGCACCCCCACGAGCACAUGCACUCGGUCACGCCCAGCUCGAACGCCGGCGCCUCCCAGCGACGGGGCUCCCUCGGCGCCGUGGUGGACCGGCCCGCCUCCCCCAGGUCGUCUCCGUCGGCCGUCUCCUGCCCCGGCCCCCGCAGACACCGUCUGGGUUUGGAGAGGCUUAAGCUCUAAGGAGGAGACCUGCAUGUUGUGAUUAGUUAGGACGAGAAACUGUAACUAAAGUAGGAGAGGAUGCUAAUUUAUACUGACAAUGAUGCUUAGAAUUAAAUAUUUUAAAUUGAUUGUGUUUGAUUAAAGUAUUUGCCUGAAGUUGAA
Mugil cephalus (flathead mullet) is the source of this 1411-nucleotide messenger RNA. RefSeq names its product fetuin-B-like. The record is from RefSeq and is a predicted model, not a curated record. Bases 203 to 1267 code for a protein of 354 amino acids. The transcript is spliced from 7 exons. Gene Ontology annotation, cellular component: extracellular region. Gene Ontology annotation, biological process: negative regulation of endopeptidase activity. NCBI's taxonomy places the organism in Eukaryota, Metazoa, Chordata, Actinopteri, Mugiliformes, Mugilidae. Gene Ontology annotation, molecular function: cysteine-type endopeptidase inhibitor activity.